Diversispora eburnea is the source of this 456-nucleotide messenger RNA. NCBI's taxonomy places the organism in Eukaryota, Fungi, Glomeromycota, Glomeromycetes, Diversisporales, Diversisporaceae. The record is from the annotation of a GenBank genome assembly.
AUGGUUAUUGUAGGAAUCGAACCUACUGAACAAAAUGAAGUUCAAAACCAUUAUAACCUAUUUAAACUUGUUCGGGCACCAAAUUUGGCACCAAAUCAAGUAGCUUUUCGUAUACCACCAAAUGUGAACAAACUUGACAUUCGUGAUUACUUAACUCACAUAUAUCAAAUUAAAGUUGUUGAUGUACGUACAAUGAAUUAUGCAGCAAAAAGACCAGUUAGGAAAAGAGAUGGGGCAAUGAGGGGUAAAUAUGUAUCAAAAUAUAAGAAAGCAAUUGUUACUUUAUGUGAUAAUUUCAAAUAUCCUCCUAUUCCUGAUAAACAAUCUUUGGACGAAUAUGAGGAUAGGGCUGAAAUUACUAGAAUGAAUUUUAGAAGAUUAAGAGGAUGGAAACCUAGACCACAAAGAAUUAAUAUGCGAAAAAAGGAAAGAUAUGAGAAAUUUAAUGAUUAUUAA